ACAAUUUGAUUACAGCAUGCUUAUGUACAUAGGUAUGCAGCAUUGUGUGCCGCAACUUAUGCAGUUAGUGUUAUCUUUUACCAUGGAUUGUUAAGCCCAGCUAAAUAUUUGUUGCUAGCCAUCCUCAACUCAUUCCACACACAAUCACAUGUGGGGACAUAAUUCUUAUUUUUCUACCCGAGACUCGGAUUCCGAGUUUGAAUGAUUAACUAAAUACUUGAUUAAAACGUUUUCUCUAAAUAUUUUCUACAAACAAAAUUAUAUAUUUAAUUUAAGAAGUAGCCUUAAAUAAGCACCUUAACGCUUUUGUUGCAGCAGUAACUAAAAUAUAUCAAGGAAACAAUACAUUCUGAAAAUAAAUUUAAAAAAAUCCCAAACCAUAAUUAGCCGAAAACAUACAACUUCCCUCACAAAUUCUAAAACAAAAUGGCAUUUCCCCCAAGUCACGGAUCAAAUUCAGCCUCCUCCCUCGACAAAUUUAAAUCAGAUCUACAUCAAGAACUCGAAAAUCUGACCAAUCCCACCGUAACGGAACAAACUACGUGGAUGUGUACCAACAAAGAAUUGAACAUAAUAGGACAGCUUGACUACAUCAAAAAGAACAAGGAUCAACAUGACGGCUCUGCCAGCAUAUGUAUCACCCGAACUUCGACCACAAUGUUUCACUCACUUCCGGAAGGAUGGACUGGAAAUGAUAUGGAGUUAAGCGACUUGAAUCGCGUAGGGAUUUCCACAUUAGCUAAAAAUCCUAACAUCGUCCUCUGGGGAAAGUAUUUUCUCUGUCGGACGAUAACCGAGGCGUCCAAAAUUGUCGCGAUGGAGACCGUGGUGGAUGAUCCCGUCGGAAAAUGGGGAGUUCGUCUUGCACUUUACAACUGGUCACCAGACUCGUCCGUGGAGAGCACUGAUUUCCAAGAAGUCCUGCCCCUUGGUGUGUACUUAAUUGUGAGGAAUCCAUGGUUCAAAUCUACUGCUAGUGGGGGACUUGUCGUUCGCUGUGAUAACCCCGCAUUCGUGGACUUGAUUACCCCGAAAGAUAUGGAAAAUAGAUUUCCAGGACUGAAAUGGAAAUCUGCAGUUCCUUCGAUCCACUUUCAACAUGUCCCAUUUUGGCAGAAAUAUACUUCAGAUUUAGAAAUAUUCAAUAUUUCCAAGACAUUGGGCAACAAGGCGUUUGUUUCGAAGCGAUACACGGACGCGGUUCGUUGGUACAAUGUGGCUCUUAAAUACUCUCAAGAUGAUGGCCAGAAGGUCACCCUGUGCUGUAACUUGUCUGCCACGUGUGUCAACUAUGGCUGCCCCCAAACCGGACUUUUCUACGCUGAGGAGGCAUUAAAACUUGGAGAGAAGAAAAACGAAAGAGCUAUUUACAGGAAAGCCAAGGCUUUAUUGGAGUUAGGAAAUUAUGAGGAGACAUUGACUUUUCUGGAGGAAACAUUCAUACAGAAUGGACAUCUCGGGGAAAUGACUGAUUUCCAGAACUUGGUAAAAUUGGCGAAACAUCGCAAGUUGAAAAUCUUCAAACCGGACCAAUUAGUCGCAUUUAUAAAGCCUCCCUCAACCCCAUUGGAUACGUCAUAUCUUCAAGAAAUCCAUUCCAGUUCUUUCAUCAUAUCUCCAGUUGCGGGUAAAGGUCGCGGUGUCCUCGCCACUCGAGACAUUCCUGCCGGAACGGUCCUCCUCGGUUGCAAAGUAUUUGCACACUAUGGCGAAAAAAUUGAAAAAUCGCAACUGUAUUUCAGCAGCAAUAUCGGUUCGAAGACGGCUCACUCGAAACCCGGGCAUGAUCAAGUUGUAGCACAAAUCGCCAACAAAUUACUAAUUGAACCCAGUCUCGGAAACGCGAUUUAUUCACUCACGGCAGGACAUGAGCUUGGAUUUUUGACUCCAGGUGACGUCAGGACAAAAUCUGUCGACAUGAAACGGCUUGAUCGCAUCGUGUCCAUUAAUUCAUUCGGAACGGAUGAGAAAAUGGAGGGACACAACCAAUAUUCGGGUGUAUGGAUUUUGCCAUCAUUCUUUAACCACUCGUGUACAGAGGCAAACGUGACGUGGAAUGUGUACGAAGAUUACAUGAUCUUACGGACGAGCAAACUCGUGAAGCAAGGCGAAGAGCUCUUCUUAUUAUACGUCGCCCCUACCAAAACGUAUGAGGAAAGACUGAACUGUUUUAAAGGACAUGAGUUUCAAUGUUCCUGUCCCCUCUGCAUUUUGGACUCCUCUGAACCCAAUGCAAUAAAAGUUAAGCGAGCCAAAAUACUGGCAAAAUUGAAUGCUUGGAAAUCCGAAGAUUACCGAUGUGACUCCUCCAAAGUUGGGAAGGCUUUGAAAAAAGUUAAAAUCUUGCAAAAUUUGCGAGAAUCAUACAAUCCGUGUCUCUUGGAGGACUCGAUAUAUGCAUUGGGCGAUGCUCUGUAUGGGUUCUGGGAUUUUAAGAAAUGUGCUGAUUUACUCUCGAUGUGCAUUAACGUUGCAGAAGAAAUUGGUGAUAGAGUCCAAGGGUUCAAAUUACGGAUAAAUCUGAUCCGAUGUUUCAUUGAAAUUGGAGAUUUGGAUAAUUUGAACAAAGAAAUCGACACCUUGAAGAAAGAUGCAGUUAUUUUAUUCGGUUGUUUAGAAGCUUGUUCGGUUUUUGGUAGCGUAACUGUGAAUGACUUGAAGACUAAAUGCAAUAUCGACAUUUAUCAAUAGAAGUGACCUGGAACUUCGCAAUAUUAGACUGGGAAUACACAUGCACAUUUGUUAUAUUUUUAUAUUUGGUAUCUUUAUUUACACGAGGUUCAUGUGAAUAUAAAUGACGAAAAAUUUAAGGUGUAUGUAAAAUCUGCCCAAUGCUCCCAAAACCGAGUUUUUGAUUGUACUAAAUUUGUAAUGGUUAUGGUUAUUGUUUUGAUAAGCCAAUCAAAAAA
This is a messenger RNA of Folsomia candida, 2909 nucleotides long. RefSeq lists its product as uncharacterized. Bases 427 to 2691 code for a protein of 754 amino acids. Gene Ontology annotation, molecular function: protein binding. The record is from RefSeq and is a predicted model, not a curated record. NCBI's taxonomy places the organism in Eukaryota, Metazoa, Arthropoda, Collembola, Entomobryomorpha, Isotomidae. The transcript is spliced from 4 exons.